Serpula lacrymans var. lacrymans S7.9 is the source of this 1512-nucleotide messenger RNA. RefSeq lists its product as uncharacterized. NCBI's taxonomy places the organism in Eukaryota, Fungi, Basidiomycota, Agaricomycetes, Boletales, Serpulaceae. The coding region runs from base 1 to 1512 and encodes 503 amino acids. The record is from RefSeq and is a predicted model, not a curated record. The transcript has 3 exons.
AUGAAUAGCUGCAGUGGCGCUGCCAAGUUGCCUAUAGAGAUAUGGCGCGAAUGCUGGGCCUAUUCCAGCCGAUCUGAUCUCAAAGAGUUGGUGCAAGUCUGCCGCCUGUUCAACCAGCUGGGCCGAGUCUCUCUCUUUUCUCAGCUCUCCUUCGCAGGUUUGGAAAUCGACGGCUUGGUCUCGUCCCCAGACUCCAAAGCCAAUGUACGCAGGCUGAUGAGAACCGCGCACCGGUUCCAGGCGCUCAAGUCGGAUUCGCGCGCUUGCGAGCUGCGUUCCAUCGUCCAAGGCUUCUCGUUCGUGGGCAUCAAGGAUACCUACUAUUCCAAGAACGGCAGAUUCAGCCAAUGGGAAAGCGUGCACGACGCGUUUGAGCAGUCGAUAGAGGCGUUCAUCGCGCUGCUGCCGCAUCUGCCCCACCUUCGCGUCCUCCACCUAUCUUGGUUGAACGUCGAUAACGACAUUUGGCGCACGUUGCAUGAGCUGCAGGGUCUGAACACCCUCAAGCUUCAGGACUGCCGCAUGAGCUGCGAUACGAUGAUCCGGAUGUGUGUGGAGACACUCGAGAUCACGAAGCCGAUCAGGGAGUUUGAGAGUCCGUGGCUUGUCACGUUGAUGACGCUCGAGACAUCCCGCUUGAAAAGCCUCACUCUGUACGAUGACUGCUGCACGAACGCCCUGCUGUCGUGGCUUUCGUCUCAGAGGACGUACGACCACCUCACCCGUCUCACGAUAUUCGUCGACGGGCGCCACAACGACGCCUUGUUCGCGCUCCUCCGCCUCGCGCCCCGCCUCUUGUCCCUAUGCAUCACCGGCUGGUCGAUCAUCUCGCACUACCCCAGCUCGCUCUCGGCUGACAUCAUGCCCCACCUCCACUCGUUCGAAGGCCCCUACUUCCUCGCCGAUCUGAUCGUCCCCGGACGGCCCGUGACGGAGGUCAAGGCGUACAUGUGGUCCGUGACGCCCAGGAUCAUCGUCGGCUCCGAUACGCUGGCGUCGGUGACGGUGUCGACGCUGUCCCAGCUGUCGACGUCGGCGCGCCCGGUGCGGAAGCUGACGCUGGUGUGUUUGCUCUCGCGCCUCGAGCUGUUCGACGCGGUGGCGGGGUAUCUUCCCAAUCUUCGGUGUCUUGAUGUGAUCUUGGAUAUGCAGGAUGUGGACGAGAGCGUGGAGGAGCCUGAUAUGCUGUUGCUGCCUCUGGAUUUGACUCGGAAUUCGUUACAGACGGUAGGGAAUGGAGGCCUUCCUGAACGGCGCAGUCAUUCUCUCCAGGGCAUCGUCCGGCGGCUUGCCGUCAGAUACACGCCACUCCCCUCUCAUCUAGAGGUCCUGCGGAUAGGGUAUGGACCCGAGGUGUCCCCCGUCGUGUUCGGAGCGGACGAGGGGCAUUGCGUGGAGAGACUUGCGAGGGCGUAUCCGUGCUUGCACGAGAUAUACCUCGGUGAUCUUGUUUGGCGUAGGAGAGGCGGGGUGUGGACGUCGGCGCCGUGUGUGGAAGGUUUGGAGCUUUGA